Molecule: messenger RNA, 3866 nt
Organism: Dromaius novaehollandiae (emu)
Lineage: Eukaryota; Metazoa; Chordata; Aves; Casuariiformes; Dromaiidae
Gene: NETO2
Product: neuropilin and tolloid like 2
Exons: 9
Coding region: 362-1939 (525 amino acids)
Cellular component (GO): postsynaptic density
Molecular function (GO): ionotropic glutamate receptor binding
Source: RefSeq, a predicted model, not a curated record
GUAGAAGCGGCUCAUCCAUGCAAACACCCCUCACAUCUUAAAUGAGCUCCAUGUAGCGGCAGCCGCGCCAGUCGGGCUGGGAGCCGCCGGGCGGCGCUCGGAGAGCCUCGGGGGCAGCCCGCCCCGACGGAGCCCGCCGCGCCCCGCUCUCGAUGGGACCGAGCGCGGCGGCCAGGGCGCCGGGCUCGGGCGGCUCGGGCUGAGCGCGCCCCGCGCGGGGCGCCGGGCAUGGCCGCGGGCGGGCGGGGGCCGGCCGAGCCGUAGCCGCGGGCCGCAGCGCCCUCGCGGGGGGCCGCCGCCGCGCCGGGACGCGGCCAUGGAGCGCCGCUGAGCCGCCGCCGCGGGGGCGCCGCCGCCGACCAUGGCCCUGCACAAACUCUGCUCCGUGCUGGAAGUGUUGCUGGUAACAAUUCUUGUAGUGGAAGGGAUUGCCGUUGCACAGAAGACGCAAGGUGGGCAAAAUAUUGGAGUGAACCGCAUUUCUCCUACCCAGUGUGAUAAUUGGGUACGGACAAGUAAUGGAGGACACUUUGCUUCACCAAACUACCCUAACGUGUACCCACCAAAUCAAGAGUGCAUCUAUAUCUUAGAAGCUGCUCCGCGACAAAGAAUUGAGUUGACCUUUGAUGAACCUUAUUAUAUAGAACCCUCAUUUGAAUGCCGGUUUGAUCAUCUGGAGGUUCGAGACGGACCUUUUGGUUUCUCCCCUCUCAUUGAUCGUUACUGUGGUCUGAAAAGUCCUUCACUAAUUAGAUCAACAGGGAGAUUUAUGUGGAUCAAGUUUACUUCUGAUGAGGAGCUGGAAGGAAAGGGAUUUCAAGCAAAGUACUCAUUUAUACCAGAUCCUGACUUCACUUACCUGGGAGGUAUUUUAAAUCCCAUUCCAGACUGCCAAUUUGAGCUCUCGGGAGCUGAUGGAAUAGUGCGUUCCAGUCAAGUAGAACAAGAAGAAAAAACAAAACCAGGACAAGCAGUUGACUGCAUAUGGACAAUUAAGGCCACUCCAAAUGCUAAGAUUUAUUUGCGAUUUCUGGACUAUCAAAUGGAGCAUUCGAAUGAAUGCAAAAGAAACUUUGUUGCUGUAUAUGAUGGAAGCAGCUCUAUUGAAAACCUGAAGGCAAAGUUUUGCAGCACUGUAGCAAACGAUGUGGUGCUGCAGACGGGGACGGGCGUGGUACGCAUGUGGGCAGAUGAAGGCAGUAGACUAAGUAGAUUCAGGAUGCUGUUCACUUCAUUUGUGGAUCCUCCCUGCACAGGCAGCACUUAUUUCUGCCAUAGCAACAUGUGCAUCAAUAAUUCUUUAGUCUGCAAUGGCAUUCAAAACUGUGCAUACCCUUGGGAUGAAAAUCACUGCAGAGAAAAGAAAAAGACUGGAUUGUUUGAACAAAUCACCAAAACUCAUGGAACAAUCAUUGGCAUCACAUCAGGGAUAGUUUUAGUUCUUCUUAUCAUUUCAAUUCUAGUGCAAGUAAAGCAACCUCGCAAAAAGGUUAUGGCUUGCAAGACUGCUUUCAAUAAAACUGGUUUCCAAGAAGUAUUUGAUCCUCCACAUUAUGAACUAUUUUCACUAAGGGACAAAGAAAUUUCUGCAGAUUUAGCAGAUUUAUCAGAAGAACUUGAAAACUAUCAGAAAAUGAGACGCUCUUCCACAGCUUCUAGAUGCAUUCAUGACCACCACUGUGGCUCUCAGGCCUCUAAUAUAAAACAAAGCAGGACAAACCUCAGCUCCGUGGAACUUCCCUUCCGCAAUGAUUUUGCGCAACCUCAGCCAAUGAAAACAUUUAAUAGCACAUUCAAGAAAAGUAGUUACACUUUCAAACAAGCGCAUGACUGCCCUGAGCAAGUCAUAGAAGACAGGGUUAUGGAAGAGAUUCCCUGUGAAAUCUAUGUUAGAGGAAGAGAAGAUACUGCACAAGGUUCAUUAUCUAUUGACUUUUAACUUUCUAAAGAAGGUGAUAACAGUGUACAUACAGGAUGCUUGUAUAUAUAAUGACAGUGUAUAUAUUAAAAAUGUACCAUAUGCAGCGUGUGAGAUGCACACACUUUUAGCUUACUGUAUUUCAUUAAAAAAAAAAAAAAAAAAGUCUUCGUAACUAAUUGUUGAAAAACAGUGGACUCCCUCCAAUCUUCCCAAGCUACCUAUCCAGCUGAGCAACAAAACAAAGGCUUUGCAUGGAAAUUAAUAGUUCAGGAUAUCGGGGAAAAAAACAACCACCAAUCAUUGGUCACUGAAAAUAAUGACUACUACCUGCCUCUUCCUAUCUUUUCCUCUUCCUUUGAUAUCUGCUUUUCAAGACAAUUUUAACACCUCAGUUACUUACAUAAAUAAAAGUGGUUAAGUGCACCACGCGUAUGUCAACAUAGGUGUCUUAUUGUGUUUGUCAAAUUGAAGGUAGAGCUAUUGUGUUAAGUGCCAGUUAACAGUCAAGAAUUAUGUUACAGCAAUCUGUUUCACCUUGUCUGUCAUUUAUAUUGCCUUUAAUUACUGGUUCCUCACUCAGUGUUUCGUGAGAAAUAAGUGUAAAGGAUUACUGCCUUUUAGCAAUAUUUUAUAAUAGUAUUAGUUAUAUUAAAUUUAGUACCUUUGGGAAUAUAUAAUCUUUGCAGCUUGUGGUUAAAACUCAAUGAAGUUCUCAAACGGUAUUCUAGAUAAAAACUUUUACAAAUACAAAUGUUUUGUUUCCAGGAGGCUUAUGAUGUUAAAAGAUUCUACCAUAUACUAUAUACCCUUGUGACUCCACUGAUUUCAUAGCUCUUUAGUUAGAAAACAAUAUUGUUCCUGUGUUUUCCAAGUAUUUACAUAAAAAGACUGUACUGUGUAUUUGUCUCUUAAAAUAGCCUUGUACUCCCUAUGGAGCCACUCUCCUCUACUGAAAUCAGUGAUCGAUACUUUGAGCUCAUGUCCUACUUGCGUGAAGAGAACGGCUCGGAGGUCUGUGUGAUCAAAGUACAUGAAGAUACUGGACACAAGGAGAAAUCACGAAGCAACUUUUAUUAGCCUUUAUGGCAGCCUUCUUGAGCCCCUUGUUUCCACUUGCAAAAUUGCACAUUUCAUACCUUUUUUAAUGGUGGUUUUGACCUAAUUUUAACAUUUUUACAAUAUAGAACAGUUUUUAAAUAUAAUAAUUCUCAUUGUGAUUUUUAGACGUUUUAUAUAGUUUGAUACUGUACAGACUAUUUAUUAAAUCAAAAUCUAGCACCUGUACAGCAGGCUUGUUUCAGUGUCCAUAUUAGCAGCUCUGAAUAACACGCAGUGACUGCUAUGCACAUUGCAAUUUGCCAAGAAUACUUUUAAGAUGACUUCUGUAUUAGCCUACCUUUUACUCCCUGCUUCAUAUGGGUUUAUUUUGGUAUUUCAUUUACAGGAAACAUUUUCACUAAACAUGACCUGCCAGCUUGCAAUCGCUGUUCACAUCCUUUACUUACAAAGGUACAGAAAAGUCAUAGUUACUGUGAAAUAUUUUUGUUGCGAUGACUAUAGUACAAAAAGUGUAUCUUAAUAUAUGAUCUUAGCAACUGAAACAUCUUUUCUCUAAAGGAAAAUAAGGACAACAGCUACAAUCACUGAUUUUCAUUAGAAUGAUUAAAAAAGAAGUCUUACACCAGGCUUAGAAUAUAGUUAAGUAAAAAAAAAAAAAGAAAAGAAAAGAAAAGAAAAAAGAGAGAGAGAGAGAAAGAAAGAAAGAAAGAAAGAAAAGGAAUUGGUCAACGCUGAAAAUUCUCAGUGCUUCCUAACUUGUGAAUUAUUAAGCCUGUCUGAUAUGUAGAAGGAGCUCAAUCAGAAGCUCAUUGAUCAGGCCCUUAAGAGCGCAUCCUGGUGUCAGUUUUUAUGCUGGACACAAUGUAUUUCAUUCUGAAAGAAUGAA